AUGACAAUCUCGAAAUUCACUUCUCCCACACCCACGUCUCCCUAUCCAAAAAAUCCUCCGACGCUCCAAUCCCUCUGUCCACGUCUUCUCCUCCUUCUCCUCACCCUUCGUCCAAAUAUUUCUCGACGUUUCGAAGGAUUUGGAAGGAGUAAGCUGGACGGAGGAGUUCGUUUCUCCCCAGGAGCGAUCCGGGAUAUUCUCUAUUUUGGAGGACAAUUUGGAUUCUCGAGAGGAGUGGGAGUUGCACUGUUUGAACUGAUAAGAGAUAACAAUGACCUCAUCGAAUUGGAUGCAUACUUUCUCAGGAAAUUGGAGAGAGUAUUGGUGAGAAGGUCUAUCAAUGUCUACAGAACCCUCCCCUACGAGCAAUUCCCUACUGAUUACUCUUACGACAAGUUCGACCAUAUUAACCACCAUACCACUUCCAACUUUGCUGAAAUCGUGAAAAUCAUGCAAAAUGAACUCAGAGUUGGUUCUUCGUGGCCUCUUUACAUAGACGCGGAGGGGACGUAUUCGCAACUCCUCCAUGGAUCGAGGUUGGCUCUGAUAACUAUAUUCGAUGUGGAUUCCCGGAUGGUCUAUCCAGUCCGGACCCACCACAUGUCCUACGAACAAUUGCAAUCCAUUCGUCGUGAGAUGAGAAUUGUCGCGAUUAACCGUCUCCCUAUUUACUAG
Caenorhabditis remanei is the source of this 675-nucleotide messenger RNA. RefSeq lists its product as uncharacterized. Bases 1 to 675 code for a protein of 224 amino acids. The transcript is spliced from 5 exons. The record is from RefSeq and is a predicted model, not a curated record. Lineage: Eukaryota; Metazoa; Nematoda; Chromadorea; Rhabditida; Rhabditidae.